CAGCCGCUCUCCCCCGCGCCCUUGCGGCCGGCGAGGGGGUACGUCUUUUUUCGUUUUGGGCGGAAUAAGCUCACGGGAGCAGUCGAUUUUCGUGUGUAAUCGUGCUUGAAAGGAGUCCGAAUUCGGCUUCGAUUCAGAUCACACAAGCAGAUUCGAAAAAGGAGCUGUCUUUAUUCAGUCAUUGUCCUGUCGCUGUAAUCAGCACUCCUCCAUAAAUAAAGGCUGCGCGGAGGAGAGCCGGCUUGUAACAGGGGGUAGGGGGAGAGCCGUCUAUUUGUUUGAUUUGUUGUGCAGCCUUUCUCCAUCAAUAAAGGCCGGCGAUCACCUUGUGUAAUCGCAAGAGAAAGGGCUUAUUUUUAUUAGGGAAGUUCGUGUCUCGAGAAGUAGUAUAAUCAGGAUUUGAGUCCUCCCGUUGCUCCGCCUCCAAACAUGUAGUUGAGUAGGAGUAGGAGUAGGAGCAGAAUUUUAGUUCGUCAAUCCAUUCAAUAAGGUGGUCUCUGGUCAAUUAGAGAUUUGGAGAUGAAGAACAGGAAGGGGACUAGCCGCGGCCGCAAUUUAAUAAAUGCGAUGCAGAAAGCCACAGCUCGCGAUGAAGGUGAAGCAGCUUCUGGUGAAGCCGGAGGAGAUAGGCUUAGCAAGCUGCCCGAUGACAUUCUACUCAACAUCCUGGAGAGGGUUGACACCCUGGAAGCAUUAAGAGCAUGCAUCCUCUCUAAGCGAAUGCUGAAGCUCUGCACCAUGCUCUCACGGUUUGACAUAGAUGUUGGUUCCCUUUCUCUUUACCGCAAGGCCUGGCUCGACACCACCCCUCGUCUUGUUUGGUACAACAAUGCUGUGGCUGGUGUAACGGAGAAUGUCCUGAGUGCGAGGAAUGUGGAGAUCCCCAUCCGCGAGCUGCGGGUGAAAUUCUUUUUGAGGCGUGAUGAAUUUAUUUCCAUCAGUAAAGCUGUUGCCCGUGCAAUGGCAACCCAGAAGGUGGACGAUGCUGAGUUUGUGCUUUUCACAGAGACGGCUUGUUUAAGCUGCACCCACGGCGAUCUCCUCUGCCAUGCCAAGAAAUUCAAUAGUUGGUUUGGUGAUUGUGCAGCUGCCUUUUCCGGCCUCACGCGCCUGUGGCUGCGCAACAUGAGAUUUGGGGAACUGGACAUCCCCAACAUCCUCAGCACCUGCAAGCGGUUGGAAUCUUUGCGUCUCUCCUACUGUGAUGCAGGGAUCUGUUCCAUGCUGCAAUUAGAACAUGCUCAACUUGUUGAGCUCCACAUUGACCUUGGAAAAUUUGAGACUGUGCAUCUCAACUGUCUACCAAACCUCCAACGCGUGAACUAUACUUGUUGGUCUUAUCAAGAUCCCCUGACUUUUGGUUCUGUCCCACAGCUUUCAAAGCUAAGCCUCGAAAACAUUGGUAUUAGUUCGACUAAGAAUCUCCAGUUAAGUGAACUCCUCGUUAAUGUACCCUGGAUAAAAGACCUGCGACUGGAUUUUAAAAGUGAAAAGAUUUGGAUUCUACCAGAAUGCCCCAAACUGCUUGCGCCUGUGCUGGGAGAGCUACAGAUUGUAGAUCUGGAUAACCUUCCUGAAGGAUGUGAUAUUGCCUGGACCAUGUUCAUUCUUGAAGCUGCACCCUCCCUAAAGGAGGUACGCAUCACGGUGUGGGAUCAUUUAUGUAUAAUGGUUACAAACAAGGACCUUCGGAUGAAUAGUGGUUACUGUGAAAAAGCAAAUGUGGAGUGGCAACCAUCUGCUGCUGAUUUCAAGCACAAGAAUCUGGUUAAGCUCGCCAUCUACGGUUUCCAACCCGACGAAAAUUUUGUGCAGUACGUUAGACGCGUCAUGGAAGUUGCGGUGAACAUGAAGGACAUAUCUCUGCACGACAGGGAGGUGUGUGAGCGCUGCGGGGGCUUGGAACCCAGUAUCCAGGUUUGCCCUUCUAGAUAUCCGCGGACCAGUGAGGAGAAGGAUAUGCUGAGGGAGGAGAUUACUAAGGAAUUGCGGAUUUCUUCACCUGCUGUGAUUCACUUCAGGUCUUAGUAAUGGAAGAAUAAGAUGCAUGGCAUCACUAUGAUUUGAUGCCAUGCAUCUAGAGUCUCGUGUAAAUCAAACAUGGCAUUUGUACUCUUAUAUUUAUCCUAGUUUGAAGGAGUUUCUUGUGCUCCAUAAUUCAGUAGUCAUUGCAUUUGUACUCUUAUUAAUCCUCCAAUUGAAGCUUGUACAGAAUGCUUUGGGGAGAAAAUAGUUAUAUUAUUAAAUAUUUUGAAUAUUAUGAUAUUCAUUACGCUCCCCCUUAGGGUAAAUAGGUUUUUGGAGAAAUCGAUUUGGGCACCUUUUACAAGUUGUAAACCAGUUAAAUGCACUUCUGUUUUCUC
Messenger RNA from Lolium rigidum, 2363 nucleotides. RefSeq lists its product as uncharacterized. Lineage: Eukaryota; Viridiplantae; Streptophyta; Magnoliopsida; Poales; Poaceae. Bases 520 to 2028 code for a protein of 502 amino acids. Gene Ontology annotation, molecular function: protein binding. The transcript is spliced from 3 exons. The record is from RefSeq and is a predicted model, not a curated record.